Messenger RNA from Aspergillus ruber CBS 135680, 1419 nucleotides. RefSeq names its product putative mitochondrial carrier protein. The transcript is spliced from 2 exons. Bases 1 to 1419 code for a protein of 472 amino acids. The record is from RefSeq and is a predicted model, not a curated record. Lineage: Eukaryota; Fungi; Ascomycota; Eurotiomycetes; Eurotiales; Aspergillaceae.
AUGGCAGAGUAUCAACUUUCUUACGAGUCCGAAUUGGACACAUUCCAAUUAUACUACCGAUACAAUGAACCGCCCAAAGAAGACUGGCGCACGGCAGCCCUACGAGGCCCCGCUCUUCCAGCUCUGGGGAAUGCCCUAGCUGGCGCCAUGGGCUCCGCUGUAUCCAACGUCGCAACAUACCCGCUAAGCGUGAUCGUGGCAAUAUUGCAGACUCAGAAGCAGAACCACACGAACAAGUCAGAUAACGACGAGAAGGAAGACAAGGGGAACAAGGAAGAAGACACGAACAUCAUUAGCGUAGCGAAAGAGAUCUACCAGAAAGGCGGGCUCAAAGCGUUCUAUCCCGGUCUCGUGCAGGAUACAGCGAAAACGGUAGCAGAUAAUUUCCUCUUUUUCCUGGCAUAUUCGUUUUUCCGGCAGCGACGGAUCAGGGCUCGAUUCGGUGCGCAGCGUGCAAGGAGACAUACUAGUGUUGUUCUUCCGGUGUUGGAUGAGUUGGCUAUUGGGGUUCUGGCAGGGUCGUUUUCGAAGUUAUUCACGACGCCACUGGCGAAUAUCGUUACGAGGAAGCAGACUGCGGCGUCGAGUAAGAAUACGAGGGAGAUUGCGGCACAGAUCAGAUCUGAAAAGGGUAUCAAGGGGUUCUGGUCAGGGUAUUCGGCUACGUUGAUUCUCACGCUUAAUCCGUCGAUUACGUUCUUCUUGAACGCGCUCCUGAAGUAUACAUUCUUGUCUCAGGAGAAGCGGUCGAAACCCUCACCAGCUACGACUUUUUUACUUGCUGCCCUGAGCAAAGCAGCUGCCUCGUCUAUUACAUAUCCUUUUUCAAUGGCCAAGACCAGAGCCCAAGUAUCCGGCAACACUCGCACCAGCAAUGAAAAGACCAGCAACAAAAACACUCUUCUAACCCUCCUCACCCCUCAAAUCCUCAGAAAUGUCGUCUCCAUCGCCCGCACAGAAGGACCCACAGCCCUCUAUUCCGGUCUCUCCGGUGAAGUAUUCAAAGGCUUCUUCUCGCACGGCUUUACCAUGCUCGCCAAAGACGCUGUCUACUCUCUCAUAGUCAAGUCCUACUACCUCCUCCUCCUUGUUCUCCGCAAAUAUCCCACCCCAGAAGAACUCCUCGAGCGCGCCCGCGAACAGAUGGAAGAAUACGCUGAGGUUGCACGUGAGGGUGCAAAGGAUUUCGCGGAGAAGGCUAAGAAUGGUGCUGAAGAUAUUGCCGAGAAAGCAAAGAAUGGUGCUGAGGAUCUUGCGGACAAAGCUAAGAAUGGUACUGAAGAGAUUUUGGAGUCACAGCCGGGUCAUGUGGCUGUUGACGGCAGUUCGUAUGCUACGCCGGGGGGUAUUGAGUCGUCUUCGGGGCUUCCGAAUGAAACAGCUGAGUUACUGGGAGAUUAUGUGGGGAGUGAUGAGUGA